AUGGAAGUCGAGAAUCUUGAAAUAUUUAAAAUCAAUCUAAAUUACUUACGCGAAAAUAUGUCUCUGGUUGGGCAGGAGCCAGUUUUGUUUAGCGGAACAAUACUGGAAAACAUACUCUUUGGAACCAAGGGUAAAACUAUAGAAGACGUGCGAAACGUCUGUGCGAUGGCAAAUGCGGCAAAGUUCAUUGAGUCAUUUCCCAAUGGAUAUGAUACCGAAGUCGGUGAACGAGGUGCACAAUUAUCUGGGGGACAGAAACAGAGAAUAGCGAUUGCUCGAGCUUUAAUUAAAAAUCCUAAAAUAUUACUGUUAGACGAGGCGACCAGUGCACUUGAUGCGGAAAGUGAACGAUCUGUCCAAGAAGCAUUAGACCGGGCGAGAGAUGGAAGAACUUGCAUUGUUAUUGCACAUAGACUGUCCUCUAUACAGCACUCCGACUUAAUACUUUACAUAGAAAAUGGUCGUAUUGUUGAAGAUGGAACUCACGAGGAAUUAAUGCAGUUAAACCACAAGUACGCAGAGUUGUCAAGAAAACAAAACCUCAGCACUUGA
Enterobius vermicularis (human pinworm) is the source of this 552-nucleotide messenger RNA. The record is from the annotation of a GenBank genome assembly. NCBI's taxonomy places the organism in Eukaryota, Metazoa, Nematoda, Chromadorea, Rhabditida, Oxyuridae.